Messenger RNA from Candidula unifasciata, 327 nucleotides. The record is from the annotation of a GenBank genome assembly. Lineage: Eukaryota; Metazoa; Mollusca; Gastropoda; Stylommatophora; Geomitridae.
AUCAAAGUUUACUGCCUCCAUUUGUUGUCAGGGAUAGCAAUGACAAUACUUGUGUUGAUGAUAGCACACAGAUGGUAAUUAUUGUCUGGACUAUACCUUAUCAGUUCACCUGGCUGAGGGCUGUUGUCAAAGAUCCUGAUGUCUUGAGCAGAUUUUCUCUUCAUUUUAAAACCGACAGUUCUCAGUCAGUCAAUUGCACAAACCACCAGCAAGCCAGAGUCAAUGAUAGAACGGUGGACAUUCACUGUGACUUGAGUGAGGUGGUGAAACAAGUCAUAAUAACUGGCGAGGGCGUCAAGUACUUAUGUUCAGUUUACAUCAGUGGAG